AUUCAUUUUUAUUUCAUCGGUCUUUGCUGCUGACUGAUUUCUUCUGUAAUUUUGUGUGAUUCAUGAUUUUUUCAGAAUAAUUGAGUUUGUUUUCAAUAUUGAUACGUAAAAUGGACGUUUAACAUGAGAAGCGAAUAGAAGUGAUGACUACGUAAAAUAUAACGAUUGUCAUUUUGCUCGUUGGAGGCAAGAAAUCAUUGAGAAUGGAGAACAAUUUGAGUCGAAGUGGAAGCCGAUCGAGCUCUGUAUGCGAGCUCGAAAAAGAUUUUAGUGACAUGGAAAUUAUGAAAAGUAGGACAAACAGACGUAACGUAUUGCUUCGAACACAGCCAGCGCGGAAAGCGAAACGAGUCAGGUUUUUUCGAAAUGGUGAUAAAUUUUACUCUGGAGUCAUAAUUCCGGUCUUGCCAGAACGAUACAGGUCUUUUGAUAGCUUAACGGCAGAUUUGACAAGGGUAUUAGUGGACAAUGUUACUUUGCCUAGUGGCGUGAGGACAAUAUACUCUCUUGAGGGUAGAAAAAUAGGAAAACUCGAUGAUUUGGAAGAUGGACAGUCAUAUGUUUGUAGUGGUUUUGGGGAGCCAUUCAAACGGUUAGACUAUGAAGCAAGUGCAGUGACACCACAGUCUUUCAGACUUAGUGGGCCUGAAUCAUUGAGUGAUAGUGCAAGUCCGUCCCCGGCUAGAGCUAACAACAGGCUGUCCCGCUAUUUGCAGGCAAAUGGUAGUAGUACUACUGGCAACGGGACAGCGCGCGUUAGCCCCCCCGCUGGCGACAACGUGGUGCGGCCACGUAUAGUUACUAUUAUUAGGAACGGUGUUAAACCUCGCAAGGUAUGCCGGCUGUUACUAAACAAACGCAACAGCCCUACCUUGGAGCACGCGCUCGCCGCCAUCACGGACUGCAUCAAGCUGGACACGGGCUGCGUUCGCAAGGUCUUCACGCAGACCGGGUCGCCAGUCUCGGCGCUGCACCAGUUCUUCGAUAACGAAGACGUGUUCUUUGCAUAUGGAAACGAAAGGGUAAACCAAGAAGACUUCGAAUUGGAGUUCGAAGAAAGCAAAGCUGUGUUACAAUGUAGAAAAACGCCUAUUUCAAGAAAUUCUAGGGCCGGGCCCAAGCCGCGUAUGCCUGUGAAGGCGGGCGGCGCAGCGCGCGCGGGCAGCGAGGCGGGCUCGGGCGCCGCGGGUGACUCCGCCGACGCCGACGCGCCGCUGUUACCGCAGCCGCUAAGACUCAAAUACAGCGUUGGAAAGAUCAUCGGUGACGGCAAUUUCGCUGUUGUAAGGAUAUGUAGAGACAAGACUUCUGGGAAGGAAUACGCUCUCAAAGUUAUAGACAAAGCCAAGUGCAAAGGAAAAGAAUAUUACGUGGAGGCUGAGGUCAGAGUAAUGCGAAAGCUAUGUCACCCUCGUAUCGUAUCACUAAUUGAGGAACAAGAUAGUCCCGAAUGGUUGUUCCUUGUCAUGGAACUAGUUAGUGGUGGCGACUUGUUUGAUAGUAUCGCAGCUGCUUCCAAAUUCUCAGAGCCACAAGCGCGUUUGCUAAUUGGCCACCUAACAUCAGCUAUUGCAUACCUACACUCGCUUUCUAUAGUGCAUCGCGACAUCAAACCUGAAAACCUAUUGGUGGAAGUGGGUCCAGACGGCAGCAUACGCGGGCUGAAGCUGGCUGACUUCGGCCUGGCCGUCGAGGUGUGCCGGCCUCUGCAUGCCGUCUGCGGCACUCCCACCUACGUGGCCCCAGAGAUUCUCCUCGAGACUGGAUAUGGACUGAAGAUCGACGUGUGGGCGGCGGGCGUGAUCCUCUACAUACUGCUGUGCGGUUUCCCGCCGUUCUCGUCGCCGGACGGCGAUCAGGAGAAGUUGUUCGACGCGAUCCUGUCGGCGCGGCUGGAGUUCCCCGCGCCGCACUGGGAGCGUGUGUCGGCGGGCGCCAUCGAUCUCGUGGCCAACAUGCUGCGGCCCCAGCCCGAGCUUCGCUUCGCUGCUGAGGACGUGCUCGAUCACGCCUGGAUGGCGGACGACUGUUGCGACGACUGCUACGACUUCCGCACAUGGUACGACGAGGACUCGUCAUAGCGGGGCGCCGGGCGCGAGACGGUGUCGGCGCCCACGUGACGAGCCCGUGACGCGCGCCUACCGCGAGCAGCCUUAGCCGCCGGUGUUCUCACCGCAGCGUAUGCCUUUCAACAUAACACCAAUACCAAAGUUUAUUUAACAUUACAACGUAUUUACCCCAAAACGAUACUACUGCAUUUGUAAUUCGUAAAUUGUAUAUCUUUGGUUUUGUUCAGCGUGACCACAAAUGCAAUAUUAUAGUUAUUUGUGUAUUUUCGACACCUAUAAAUUAACGUCUCUUCUGUUCACGAAACAAAGGUUCCGAUGUAGGAUAACAGAUUGUAUACUUUAAAAGUAGCUUGUCCCAUGCUCCAUUAGGUUAAAAGAGCACUAAAAUACCUAAUAGUUUAUACGGCUGCACAUCUGUUUUAGUAUUAUUAUUCCUGCUUUUUAUAGUAUCAGAAUCAGUUGUCAGCCAAUAAGUACAAUAAAAGUAAAAUCGUUCUUAAUAAUUUCAAAAGAUCUCUAGAAGUUUUCAUGUCUACCUAUUCAGUUUUAAAUUUAAAUCUUAGGUUUAAACAAAUUGUAAUAUUUAUAAACAAAGUUUUUAUUUUAUUAUAACAUUCUGUAAUAUAUGAGUAAUAUAUCUUAUUUAAUUAUUUGAAUGAAUUUGUAUUUACAAGUGCAAAGCGGAAGCUUGUUAGUUUUUGUAUCAAAUGAAAUGCUUAUAGGCGUAUAUUCAUUGCUAUUGCUUGUAUGUAACCAUAUCAGUAAUUUUCUUAGUAGUAUCACAUCCAUUAAUGACCAAAAAUUGGUUUGAUAAAUAUUUGAUUUUAAUACAUGAAUGGUGCUUAAGUAUAAAUUUGCAGAAACAUUGCUUUAUGAUCAUUGGUAAAUUAAUGUAAGUGAUGACUAGUUAAAGUUGGCUAGUAAGGUUAGAUUGUUUAAUCAAUGCAAAUCAUUUCAUCUAAUUGUCACUUAAUAUGGUGCAAUGUUAUUAAAACGCAAUAAAAUAAGACCAUGCACUAUGAGACGUCGUUAAGUGCCAAAAUUACAUCAUCAAAUUUGGUAAUUAGGUUUAAAAGUAGGUUGAUGCGACGAAAACUGAUGUUCCUCUCGAAUAACGUAUUUACAGCUGAUUAGUUUAAAAAUUAUGUUAGUAUUUUUGUAUCAUGGCUGUUCUGCAAACAUGGUACGAGUGGAUCUGAACAAGCCUAAAUUGUCGUUUUAUCAGUCAUUAUGUUUUCCUAUGAACAAACCUUGUGUCAAAAUUUAUAAAUUAGAUGAAAAAUUGUAUGGUAAAAGAAUUUGAAAAGCUUAUUAAUUUAUGGUUGAGUCGAGUGCAUUGUCUCAUCCCUGAUACCUGUAUUUAGACUGACAUACAUUCCUUAGAAUCUGUACUACUGAACUUUAUAAUGCACUAAUAUUUUUGCAUAAGUAACAAUGUUUUAAUAAACAGUCAAUUUGCUUUUGUAGCAGCUAUAUGCCAUCAUUAGACUUCAGAGAAUUUGUAUAUCCAUGUGUUUGGAUGUUUUGUAAGAAUA
Molecule: messenger RNA, 3604 nt
Organism: Ostrinia furnacalis (Asian corn borer)
Lineage: Eukaryota; Metazoa; Arthropoda; Insecta; Lepidoptera; Crambidae
Product: serine/threonine-protein kinase GA29083
Exons: 14
Coding region: 204-2081 (625 amino acids)
Biological process (GO): protein phosphorylation; intracellular signal transduction
Molecular function (GO): ATP binding; protein kinase activity
Source: RefSeq, a predicted model, not a curated record